AUGGCGCUUUGUAAUACUUCUUAUAAGCUGAUUUCCAAGAUAUUACAAAGAAGAUUGAAGCCCCUGAUCCAAAAACUAAUUUCUCCUAUGCAAGCUGCGUACGUUCCUGGUAGACUAAUAUAUGAGAACAUUAUUAUGGUACAAGAAAUUGUUCACACAAUGAAGAGAACUGAAGCCAAAGAAGGUAUUCUUGCAUUAAAAGUGGAUAUGUCCAAUGCCUUCGAUAGAUUGGAAUGGUCCUUUCUGCUGGAUAUCAUGAAGAAAUUUGGGUUUUGCAAUAAAUGGUGCGAGCUUAUUCACCAAUGUAUCGGCACUACUCAAAUAGAGGUGAUUGCAGAAUUCAGCGCAUGCUUCAGAAAGAUGAUCAACUUCAGUAAGUCUUCCAUCUACUUCAGCAAGAAGAUGAACCCCGAUGUUUGUAAUAAACUGGCUGGAAUUCUAAAUGUCAGACAGAUGAAUCUCAACGAGAAAUAUUUAGGUUUGGCUUUCUUCAUCGGCAGAAAUAAGAGAGUCCCUUUCUCUAAUAUAGUGGAUAAGAUGAAAGUAAAUUUAGAUGUUUGGAAGGAAAUAAACUUAUCAGAAGCAGGUAGGACUGUGAUAGUGAAGAACGUCCUUAACUCAAUCCUAGUUUAUCAUAUGACGUCCUUUAAAUUGCCAGAAACUACUAUCUCCAGUAUAAACUCGGCUCAAGCAAGUUUCUGGAAAAGAAAGAAGAAUAACAAAGGUUUGCAUCUUAUCUCAAAUAACAACCUAUGUGGACAUAAGCAUGACGGAGGUCUGGGAUUCAGGGAUAUGCAACUGUUUAAUAGAGCUAUACUCGUAAAAUCAGCUUGGAGGCUGCGUAUAAGGGAGGAUGAUGCUUGGUUCAAAGCACGUGGAGCUAAAUAUUUCAGCAAUGGAGAUUUUUUCAACGUUGAAGAAAAACAGGACUCUUCAUGGAGUUGGAAAAGCAUCAGUUCUGAAUUAAAAAUUGUCGAGGAAAAUAGUUGUUGGCAGUUGGGAAAUGUAGAAAGAAUACGAACUUGGUAUGAUAGAUGGAUACCUGAGCUACAUCAAACUCCUACUUCUAUUGUUAACCCAAACAUAUCACAUCAGUUCGCUCAUGUAAACGAUAUUUUCAACUCUUCUGCCAUGGGGUGGGACAUGAAUCUUCAUCACCAACUCUUCUCUCCGGAGGUAGUUAAUCUCAUCAGUAAAAUCUCCAUACAUCCUAACUUCAAAGACAAACUUGUUUGGAAAUUGAAAAAGAAUGGAUGUUUUUAUGUCAAGUCGGCCUACAAGAAACUAUACGAAGAUAAAUAUAACUAUUCUCCUACAGACCCUGAAAUGAUAAGUAUAUGGAUCAAGCUUUGGAAACUACCAGCUUUGCCCAGAAGAAGAUUCCUGCGGUUUAUGGUCUUCACUAGAUCUCUCUACAAACAUCUUGGUGAGUUGCUCGAAAAGCAAGAAUACGUUAAAAGAACAAGAAAGCCAAGGAUGACAAAAUCUGACGAUGAGUCUAAGACUGAUGAACCAAAAACUACCGACGAGAAGGUGGUUAUGUUGGAAAAGGAUAUGAAGACGAUUCAAACUACCCUGGAUGAGUUGGUUGCUUGUAUUCGUUCCAAUACACUAAAUCUGAAACCUUCAAAAAAGACGAAAUCUCCAUCUUGGGGUUCGAAAGAAGAGGAUGAGGAAGAAGAAGAAGAAAGCGAAGAGGAAGAAUAA
Messenger RNA from Papaver somniferum (opium poppy), 1707 nucleotides. RefSeq lists its product as uncharacterized. Lineage: Eukaryota; Viridiplantae; Streptophyta; Magnoliopsida; Ranunculales; Papaveraceae. Bases 1 to 1707 code for a protein of 568 amino acids. The record is from RefSeq and is a predicted model, not a curated record. The transcript has 3 exons.